CUGGCGCUGCACUGCAGAAGCUCUAACCCAGGCCGGCCCUGCCGAGGCGCCGUGGCCAGCGCCGAACUGAGGGCUGCCCCCGGUCGGUAGUGGCCGGCUUUGGGGAAGAGGGGACAGGGCCCACCGGACCCCACCCAUGACUCCAGUUCAAACUGGAGGAGAGCAAUGGCAUUGAAUAGAAGACCUUGGACGUCAGGAAGUGAAUUAGAAGAGGUGCCUGAAGAAAUGGAUGCUAGGAGAAAACACUGGAAGGAGAAUAUGUUUGCUCCUUUUUUUAGUGCACAAGAUGUUCUUAACAAGGCUUCUCAGCCCCAAUCCUCUCCUGAACAAAUGAUUUUAGAUAAGGUCAAGAGAAUGGAAGGAAUUUAUAAUUUGUCUAGUAGAAAGCUUCAAAAAGAGAAUAAAUUUAAGAGGAAAGAAUUUGUUUCCCAACUAAGUGAAAAAGAACAAGAACCAAAUUUAGGAGAGGGAAAGAUGAACAUUUCAAAGAAUGAAGCAGACACAAACUCUGCCUCCUGUGAAUCAUCUAAUGUUGAUGUUGCAACCGAAGAAAGCUUUAAUAGCACAGAAGACCAUUCUAUCUGGACUACAAAGAAAUUAUUAACUCUACCACAAGAAGACAAGAAGAAAUUUACCAAAGGAAUGUCUCCCAAACUUCGCCUGAAUCUUUUGAAUGAAGAACUGGAAGAACUCAAUAUGAAAUGCAGAAAAAUAGAAGAGGAAUUUGAAAAUGCCGAAAAAGAACUUUUGAAUGCUAAAAAAGAAGUCUCCGCAAAACCCUUAAAUUUUCAAGAAACAGGGAUGGAAACUUCGAAGAAAGACUGGGAACUUCAUGCUUUAAGAAAUGACCUAUCUGAAAAAGCAAUAAAUGUCAAAAACUUAACUGAAGAGCUCCAGCAAGCCAAAGAAGUCAUCCACAAGUUGAGCCUAGAGAACAGAGAUUUAAAAGAAGCUGUGAGGAGGUUAAAGCGUCAGACUGAGGUUGGAACUGCACUUCUAAAAGAAGAAAUGAAAUUGUAUUAUGAAUUAGAAAUGGAAAAGAUCCAUGGAGAGCUCGAUGUCAUCAAGAAUGAACUGAGAUCUGAGAAGACCCUGCAAGCAAGAAAUAACAAGGCCCUGGAGUUGCUUAGAAAACACUUUUCUUCUCUAACAUCAAGUACCCUUGACAGCUUUACAGGGGGAUUUUUUUAAAACAUAAAAAAUAAUUUUUCUAAAAGCCUUCAUUAGACAAAUCAUUGAGCCAAAUCAGUGUUUCUUGUGCUUUCUUUGUGUACUGCUUAAAUGUAUGUAAUAGGAUGUAAUUUUCAUUUUUGGUAAAUCGAGAUAUCUAUAAAAUGUAUAGAUGUUAACUUCAAAGCUUCUGCUUUCUCUUUUUAAUGAAGUUAUUGUGAGAGCCCAAAUGGAAAUGAAGCUUCAGAAAUCUCUUUUUAAAAUUAUAUAUUUCACUCAGACCUGUAGUGAUUCACCAAAUCAUUUAUGAAUACAAAUCAACAGCCAUUUUAUGAUCUUGUGAGCAUUAUGUCCUUGGCACAUGAAUAGUCUUCCAUCUGUGUUCACUGAUGGUAACAAUAAAAAUCUUGUAUAAGUGUAUAAGCAUAA
Pteropus alecto (black flying fox) is the source of this 1599-nucleotide messenger RNA. RefSeq names its product coiled-coil domain containing 160 (gene CCDC160). NCBI's taxonomy places the organism in Eukaryota, Metazoa, Chordata, Mammalia, Chiroptera, Pteropodidae. The record is from RefSeq and is a predicted model, not a curated record. Bases 166 to 1191 code for a protein of 341 amino acids. The transcript has 3 exons.